This is a messenger RNA of Camelus dromedarius (Arabian camel), 969 nucleotides long. Its product is annotated as olfactory receptor 1165. Gene Ontology annotation, molecular function: olfactory receptor activity; G protein-coupled receptor activity; odorant binding. Gene Ontology annotation, cellular component: membrane. Bases 10 to 969 code for a protein of 319 amino acids. The transcript has a single exon. NCBI's taxonomy places the organism in Eukaryota, Metazoa, Chordata, Mammalia, Artiodactyla, Camelidae. Gene Ontology annotation, biological process: sensory perception of smell; G protein-coupled receptor signaling pathway. The record is from RefSeq and is a predicted model, not a curated record.
UCCAGAGCCAUGGUGCUGAAUGAGGGAAAUCAGAGCUCUGUGACCACCUUCAUCCUCUUGGGCUUCUCAGAAUACCCACCCCUCCAGGUGCCCCUCUUCCUAGCACUCUUGACCAUCUACACGGUCACUCUGCUGGGGAACCUGGGCAUAAUUGUGGUCAUAAGGAUCAAUCCCAACCUCCACACACCCAUGUACUUUUUCCUCAGCCAUUUGUCCAUUUUGGACAUUUGUUAUUCCAGUGUAUUCACACCCAAACUCCUAGAGAUCUUGGUUGUGGACGACAGAGCUAUCUCUUUCAAAGCAUGCAUGGCACAGUUUUUCUUUGUUUGUGCAUUUGUGAUUACAGAAAUGUUCAUGUUAGCGGUGAUGGCCUAUGACCGACUUGUGGCUGUUUGUAAGCCCCUGCUCUACACAGUCACUAUGUCUCAUAAGCUCUGUGCCCUCCUGGUAGCUGCAUCCUACACGUGGGGUGGGAUAUGUUCCUUGACAAUCACAUAUUCUCUUCUGGGACUGUCCUUCUGUGGUUCCAACACCAUAAAUCACUUUGGUUGUGAGUAUUCUGCCAUCCUCUCUCUAGCCUGUUCUGACCCCUACUUCAGUCAGAUGAUGUGUUUCAUCAUUUCUACAUUCAAUGAGGCAAGUAGUCUCCUGAUUAUCCUCUCCUCCUAUGUUUUCAUAGUUGUCACAAUCAUCAAGAUGCCUUCCACUGGUGGAUGCCGAAAAGCCUUCUCCACCUGUGCCUCCCACCUGACUGCCAUCACCAUUUUCCACGGGACCAUCCUUCUUCUCUACUGUGUGCCCAACUCCACAAGCUCAUGGCUCCUGGUCAGAGUGGCCACUGUGUUUUUUACUGUCUUGAUCCCCAUGCUGAACCCACUUAUCUAUAGUCUUAGGAACAAAGAUGUGAAAGACACAGUCAGGAGCUUCAGAAAUAUCAAACUGCUCUCUCACUCAAUAGAAUUCAAAUAA